Spodoptera littoralis (African cotton leafworm) is the source of this 2085-nucleotide messenger RNA. Lineage: Eukaryota; Metazoa; Arthropoda; Insecta; Lepidoptera; Noctuidae. The record is from the annotation of a GenBank genome assembly.
AUGGCGACGGUAACAAUUUUACUGGCGUUAGCGCUAUGUUAUGCUGCGGAGGGCAUUCACCUUAGCUACCGACCAUCAACAUCGCAACUGUUCUUGCAAGCCACACCAAGUUUGCAUAUCACUGGACCUGCAGCCACUUUCGCCAGGGUUGCAGCAUUUGGCCCCCAAACUGAAAGACGGCGUGUCACUGGAUUUGGCCCGACACCUGAUGCAGACUUCUUCGGACCAACUACAAGUUUUAGCAACCCUCCUGCUCCACCUGGAGCGGACCAGGACCCAGCUUCUCAAACCUGUGGACUUGCACCUCCAUUCUGCACGAAGUCGCGUUACAGAAGCAUUGAUGGUACCUGCAACAACCUCGAAAGACCUCAUUGGGGUAUACCUAACACGCCUUUUGGUCGAAUCGCGCCUGUUAACUACGAUGAUGGUGUGAGUGCCAUAAAGACCCUUUCGAAGACCGGCCGACCUCUGCCGAAUUCCCGUGAACUUAGUCUACAGCUGUUCCCUGACCUGCAAGUCAUUGACCCCGUAUGGACCCUAAACACACAACAAUGGGGACAAAUUGUAACCCACGACAUGGCACUAUCAGCUGGCGAAGUACAAGCUCCGGAUUUCAAUCCACCGAAUAAGGAAUUAACGGACUGCUGCGAUGACAACGGGAGACUGACGUUCACUGCCCAAACGAACCCGUCUUGUGCUCCCAUAUUGAUACCUCGUAAUGACCCUGUGCAUGCACCACGAGGAACACAGUGCAUGAACUUUGUAAGAACGGGAACAACCAGGGAUAGAGGAUGCACUCCACCCAAUAUUCCUGCUGAACAGCUAACGUCAGUCACAGCCUUCAUGGAUCUCUCCAUUGUCUACGGCAGCAGCCAAACUCAGGCUAGUCCUAUCAGAGCUCGUCGAGGAGGUCGUUUAUUGACUAUUGUGAGAGGAGGCCGGGAAUGGCCACCACAGGAUCCUAACUCAACCGUCAUCUGUGAAACUGCGCAGUCACCUAAUGAACCGUGCUAUUUGACUGGUGACAUCCGUGUUAACCAAAACCCUCAGUUGACGACUCUCCAAGUCGUGCUGAUGAGGGAACAUAACCGCAUCGCUGACGCGCUAGCUCAACUCAACCCUCAUUGGAACGACGAGACCAUCUUCCAAGAAGCCAGACGUAUCCACAUUGCUGAGAUACAACACAUCAACUAUUAUGAAUACCUUCCUAUUCUGUUAGGUUUUGAGAAUAUGGUGAAGAAUAAGCUCAUCUACCCUGGUGCUCACGGCUACGUGAACGACUACAACCCUGGAGUGGAUCCCUCCAUUCUCAAUGAACACACCACAGCUGCCUUCCGUCACUUCCACUCCUUGAUCAGAGGUUAUUUGAAGUUAAUUUCAGAAAGCCGUCGCGCCAUCGGUGCCGUGCGCAUGAGUGACUGGUUCACCCGGCCACAACUUUUGGAACUUGACAACGCCUUCGAUCACUUGGUUCGAGGACUUACAACCCAGGCACAAGACUUCAGCGACCAGUCCUUCGAUAGUGAAAUCACUCAGUUCCUAUUCAAGCGUAACAAUACUUUUGGAGGUGACCUGCGUGCAAGAGACAUCCAAAGAGGUCGUGACCACGGUUUGGCUUCGUACAUCACUACUAGAGCUGCUUGCGGUCUUCCUGCUCCUAAGACCUUCGCUGACAUGUUGGACUUCAUUUCUCAAGAGAACGUGGCUGCUCUCCAAAACCUUUACGCAACUCCCGAAGACGUAGACCUGGUGGUAGCUGGUUCUUUGGAGCGCAAUGUGCCAGGAGCUCAAGCUGGACCGACCUUCCUCUGCAUCAUCACGGAGCAGUUCUACAGGACACGUGUUGGAGACAGAUACUUCUAUGAAAAUGGAGCUGAUCCUGACAUUGCUUUUACACCAAGCCAGCUCGACUCGAUACGCAAGGGAGCAUCAAUGGCGCGGCUGCUGUGUGAUAACAGUGACGGAAUACAGUCUAUGCAGCCCAGAGCCUUCCAACAGAUAUCGCACACGAACGAACUUGUACCAUGCGAAUCGCUGCCAGCUAUUGAUCUAACCUUAUGGCAAGACGCGAGAGGCCAUUUUUAA